AUGGAGGAAAAUGCCAACGUGCAGGAGCCGGAAAAUGACAGCACCCCGAGCCUGGCACAGACCACAAAAUAUGACAUAAAGCGCCACGCCAUCACUGAUGACUACAAAGUGUCCAAACAGGUGCUGGGCCUGGGCAUCAAUGGCAAAGUGUUGCAGUGCUACCGCCGAGAUAGCGGACAGAAGUGCGCACUGAAGAUUCUCUACGACAGCCCUAAAGCCCGGCGAGAGGUGGAAUACCACACCAGAGCGUCGGGGGGACCGCACAUCGUGUCCGUUCUGGACGUCUAUGAAAACAUCCACAGAGGGAAGCGAUGCCUGCUCAUUGUCAUGGAGUGCAUGCAGGGCGGCGAGCUCUUCACCCGGAUCCAGAAACGAGGAGACCAGGCGUUCACGGAGCGAGAGGCGUCUGAAAUUAUGCGUGACAUUGGAAUGGCCAUUCAGCAUCUCCACGAGCUGAACAUCGCUCACAGAGACGUAAAGCCUGAGAAUCUCCUGUACACGUCCAAGGACACCAAUGCGGAGCUGAAGAUCACGGACUUUGGCUUUUCUAAGGAGACGCUGGUUCAGAACGCGCUGCAGACUCCGUGCUACACUCCGUACUAUGUGGCUCCUGAGGUAUUGGGUCCAGAAAAGUACGACAAGUCAUGUGACAUGUGGUCACUGGGGGUCAUCAUGUACAUCCUGCUCUGUGGUUACCCUCCAUUCUACUCCAACACCGGGCAGGCCAUCUCCCCUGGCAUGAAGAAGAGGAUCCGCAUGGGGCAGUACGAAUUCCCGGGACCCGAGUGGAACGACGUGUCGGAGGAAGCCAAACAGAUGAUCCAGCAGCUUCUGCGGACGGACCCGACGGAGCGGAUGACGAUCACCCAGUUCAUGAACCACCCCUGGAUAAACCAAUCUAUGGCGGUCCCCCAGACCCCACUGUGCACGGCUCGUGUCCUGCAGGAGGACAAAGAACACUGGGAAGAAGUUAAGGAGGAGAUGACCAGUGCUCUGGCCACCAUGAGAGUUGACUAUGACCAAGUGAAGAUAAAAGAUCUCAACUCGUCCACCAACAGGUUACUAAACAAACGCCGCAAGAAACAAAGUGAUGGGAGUGCGGCCCCUCCUGGCUGCAACAACCAAUAGGACUGUGAAGGAAUCGCCGUGGGCGUCAUGACUGUGCCGAAUGAAGUGCUGUCUGAGGGGUGGAGUCUGUGUGCGACUUUUAAAUUUUUUUAUGGUCUUUUGUUUUACAGUAGAAUAUUUGUGGGGUCCGGCUCCCGGUGUGUACAUACUUAUACAUAUUUAUGGAAUCUGACUCUUGAUAAAACAUUUUUGUC
Bufo bufo (common toad) is the source of this 1322-nucleotide messenger RNA. It is a transcript of the gene MAPKAPK3, whose product is annotated as MAPK activated protein kinase 3. Gene Ontology annotation, molecular function: ATP binding; mitogen-activated protein kinase binding; calmodulin binding. The record is from RefSeq and is a predicted model, not a curated record. Bases 1 to 1128 code for a protein of 375 amino acids. The transcript has 10 exons. NCBI's taxonomy places the organism in Eukaryota, Metazoa, Chordata, Amphibia, Anura, Bufonidae. Gene Ontology annotation, cellular component: cytoplasm; nucleus. Gene Ontology annotation, biological process: protein autophosphorylation; response to cytokine; peptidyl-serine phosphorylation.